AUGGUUUCUUCUCACGGCCCAUCAGGAAUGCUUGGUGAAGAUGGCAUUCACGUUGACAUGAACCACCUGAAGUCCGGCGAGGUCAACUUGGGUACCUCGAUCAUGGCAAUCAACUUCAAAGACGGUGUCAUCCUUGGCGCCGAUAGCCGCACAACCACCGGUGCUUACAUCGCCAACCGAGUCACCGACAAAUUGACACAGGUGCAUGACACCAUCUGGUGCUGCCGAUCAGGCUCAGCUGCCGACACUCAGGCCGUGGCCGACAUUGUCUCCUACCACCUCAACAUGUACGGCGUAACGAACGCUGAGGCCCCCACCACUCAGGUGGCCGCCUCGCUCUUCCAGGAAUUGUGUUAUGAGAACAAGGACGCUCUGAGUGCCGGUAUUAUUCUCGCCGGUUGGGACCCACGACACGGUGGUCAGGUUUACUCGAUACCUUUGGGAGGAUCCCUUCACAAGCAGUCAUUCGCCAUCGGUGGUUCUGGGUCGACCUACAUCUACGGUUAUACCGAUGCCCACUGGCGGGAGCAGAUGACGGAGCAAGAGGGUAUCGACUUUGUGCGGAGCGCUCUGCAAGAGGCAAUCAAAUGGGACGGUAGCUCCGGUGGUGUCAUUCGUCUUGUGGUGCUCACCAAACAGGGCGCCGUGAGACAUCUCUAUCUGCCCGACAACGGUUACACUGGGCCGGGUGUGACGAAUUAA
Penicillium brevicompactum is the source of this 702-nucleotide messenger RNA. RefSeq names its product proteasome core particle subunit beta 1 (gene pre3). The transcript is spliced from 5 exons. Gene Ontology annotation, cellular component: proteasome core complex. Gene Ontology annotation, molecular function: threonine-type endopeptidase activity. Lineage: Eukaryota; Fungi; Ascomycota; Eurotiomycetes; Eurotiales; Aspergillaceae. The record is from RefSeq and is a predicted model, not a curated record. Bases 1 to 702 code for a protein of 233 amino acids.